This is a messenger RNA of Acyrthosiphon pisum (pea aphid), 1148 nucleotides long. RefSeq names its product KRAB-A domain-containing protein 2-like. The record is from RefSeq and is a predicted model, not a curated record. Lineage: Eukaryota; Metazoa; Arthropoda; Insecta; Hemiptera; Aphididae. Gene Ontology annotation, molecular function: nucleic acid binding. The transcript has a single exon. The coding region runs from base 1 to 618 and encodes 205 amino acids. Gene Ontology annotation, biological process: DNA integration.
AUGAAUUCUCGGUGUCAAAUUGACCUAAUAGAUAUGCAAGCACAAUCGGAUGGUGAGUAUAAGUUUAUAUUGGUUUACCAGGACCACCUCACAAAAUACGUACUACUUCGACCGUUAAAACACAAACGUGCUGAAAACGUAGCGUAUGUAUUUUUAGAUAUUUUCACAACAUUCGGAGCACCGUCAAUUUUACAAUCGGAUAAUGGUCGAGAAUUUGCAAAUAAAGUUGUAACUGAAAUAUGUAGGAUGUGGCCAGAACUUAAAAUAAUUCAUGGUAAACCUCGUCACUCACAGAGCCAGGGUUCAGUUGAACGAGCUAACCAGGACAUUGAAAAUGUGCUUGCUACUUGGUUGACAGAUAACCGUACUAAAAAAUGGAGUGAGGGGUUAAAAUUUAUCCAGUUUAUGAAAAACCGUUCAUUACACUCAGGAAUAAAAUGUUCAACUUACGAAGCUAUGUUCGGUACAAAAGCAAAAAUUGGAUUAAAGAGUACACUUCUGCCAAUAAAUAUAAUAAGCGAUUUAAGAACCGAAGAAGACCUCGAAACAGCUCUGAAUUCUAUUUCCACUACUUCAAACAGUAACAACAAUAUCGAAAAUACCGAAGGUAUAAAAUAAAAUAAUAGUAAUAAUAAUAUUUCUUGUUGAGUAGGUAAUAUUAUUAAAAUUACUCUAUGUGUUUGUUUUAUUUUAGCUGUACCUUUAAGAAUAAAAUCAAACAGUAACAACGAUAUCGAAAAUACCGAAUGUAUAAAAUAAAAUAAUAGUAAUAAUAAUAUUUCUUGUUGAGUAGGUAAUAUUAUUAAAAUUACUCUAUGUGUUUGUUUUAUUUUAGCUGUACCUUUAAGAAUAAAAUCUAUUUGUGAGAGUAGAAAUGAAUCACUUAAAAAUUUAAAAGUUCAAGCGACAAAAAUGAAGCAAGCUUCCGAAAAUCGUUUCCGUCCCGGCGAAGUUGGUCAGUCAGUAACGGUUAAGAUUCCAGACGUCGAUAGGGCCCGUAGUGAUUUUAGAAAUAUUAUUGGAGUUAUUCUUUCGAGUACCUAUAAAUACUAUACUUUUAUUAUUAAUAUUCCAGAUAAACUAAUAAAAUUUGUUUUACAGUUAACAAUGACAUGUACGAAAUCGGGACUAAGGAAGGUCGCCUUUCA